Messenger RNA from Candidozyma auris, 1431 nucleotides. RefSeq lists its product as uncharacterized. The record is from RefSeq and is a predicted model, not a curated record. Lineage: Eukaryota; Fungi; Ascomycota; Pichiomycetes; Serinales; Metschnikowiaceae. The transcript has a single exon. Bases 1 to 1431 code for a protein of 476 amino acids. Gene Ontology annotation, cellular component: nucleus; RNA polymerase I upstream activating factor complex. Gene Ontology annotation, molecular function: RNA polymerase I cis-regulatory region sequence-specific DNA binding. Gene Ontology annotation, biological process: nucleolar large rRNA transcription by RNA polymerase I; transcription initiation at RNA polymerase I promoter.
AUGGCAUCACCCCAAGGAUAUGUCCAAAGGCAGCAAGGCUCUGUCUCAGAGGCGCCUUCCAAAGUAUAUCAACCAAAUACGGCUGCGCCAGCUAUUUCCUACACGCCCACUGAAGUCAACAUUCCUUCAAAAUUAUACGACAAGGUACCAAACUUGAAUCUUUACAAGAAGCUUCAAGAUGCCGAGAAACAAUUGGAUUUGCUCAUUGCACAAAAAGGACUUGAUUUUCAGUCCGUGCAAGCAUCAUCUAUGCAAGCGAAUAGUAUGAAGAGAGAAACGGGAAUUUUACGUGUUUUUAUCUACAACACCUGUCAGAACCAGCCGUGGCAGAAUAAUCAAUCAAAGGUGAACGAGACCUCAAAUACUGACUCCUCUUGGACGUUGAGAGUUGAGGGUCGCUUUAUUUCCGAUAGUCCCGAGGUUUCCGAGGCUAAGGAGAUGAAAUUUAGCUCUUUUCUUUCAGGUAUUUCGAUCGAAAUUGUUCCUAAUGAAGAUUACCCAUCUUUACAAGGAAGCCAAUCCAAUAUCAUAGAGUGGCGCAAUGAAGGUAACAACAAUGGCAAUAAUCAAGGCGGCAACUCGCAAUUGAGCAAUGGCUCUCUGCAAUGGCUGUUUGAUGGUAUCGACGUUACUCGUCAAGGAGUCUUCCCCAUCAAAUCCAAGAUUGCUAUAUUAACCAAAGAUUACACAUUCAAGCUUCUGGUGUCACAGGAAAUGGCCCAGUUUACUGGCAAACGCGAAGCUUCUCAACAGGAAUUGAUAUACCUGAUCUGGCAGUAUGUUUUAUUCAAGAAGUUGUUCAAGAGAGCUGACAGCUAUUCCAACGUGCCAGCUGUGCCAGCUUCUUCUAUGUCGUCUCAAGCUUUGAAUUCCCAGUCGAACGAAGAGACUGAUUUGUCUGUGGUGCAAUGCGAUGAAGUAUUGAAGGACUUGUUGAAGGUCAAUACUUUCAAGUUCAAGGAUCUUUAUCAAUUAAUUCAGCCCCAUGUGCGUCCACGUCAACCAAUAGUGUUGGACUACGAAAUAGACACUACAAGGUCAACAACUUUAGGUGAUGUUGUGGUCGAUAUUCCUGUCGAAUUAGCCUUGUCAAUGGGUAAAAUGGAGAAGGAGAUAAUUGAUGAGAAUAAAAGUGCAUUUGAAAGCAUGUCGAAGUCUGAUGAACUUGUUCAGUACCUUAAUCAACGUAUAUCUCUUGGGAUUGUGGCUUUACAGAGCUCUAACAAUAGAGAACAGUUCUAUAGAGAGUUGAGUGAUGAUCCUGUUGUAUUUAUAAAGAAAUGGUUGGAGAGCCAGUCCGAGACUCUAAAAGCGUUGAAAAGUGAAGAAGGCUUCAACGAAGAGGACGUCAGAAAAGCGCAAUACUUCAAGGAACACGAACAAGAACUAAGACAGAAGAUUGACCUAAUGUUAGGUGCUCAAAAGUUAUAA